GCAUGAACGCGCACGCGCACGCGCCGCGCGCCCACGCUUACCAGCUGUUCAACAGGAGCGUCCGGUCGGUGUUUGUGUUUUGCGUUUCGCGUCCGCGAAAAGUUGGACGGCGAGAUCGCGGACGCGCGAUAUCUGUCACGGACGAGAACCGAGCGGACGGAUCUCGCGACGAUCGCGAACUGUUCCGGGUCACGAAAACAUGGCUGGUAUCAUGCCGCUCUCCGGCAGAUCCGGCCGAAAACAGUGGACGCUGCACGAUGGACCUAAAGGUUCUCUUAGACGGUUACGUUCUCGAUUGGCAGAAGAUGGCUGUCCAGAAUCUCAAGUAAUAUUAGCUAAACAAUUAUUGGAAGAACGAUGUGAUCUUGACGUUGAUAAAGAAGAAAAUGCCAAAUUGGGUGUUUAUUGGUUGACAAAAGCCUCGGAGCAGGGAAAUCUAGAAGCAACUGACAUUCUUAGAAAAUGUUUAGCUACAGGCCAUGGUAUUACGGAGCAUAAUUAUUAUGAUGUGAAAAGUUGUCUGGAUAUGACGCAAGAUGAAAAGUUGGCUAGAAGAGCAGCAAGAGAGAUGUUUACAAGCUUAGCAAACGGCGAGGAUUUUAUUACAACAGAACAACUGCAAAGACGUAUGAGAAGUUUAUCGUCCCCAUCGACCAGUAAUCACGAUUCUUCUCAAUCGAAUAAUUCUUCUAAUAACUUGUCGCAAAAGAAAUUGAAUGACGAUGAUAACGAUUGCUUCCUCAGAAACGGGCUUCCUGACGAUUCUCCAGCUUCAAAAGACGAAGAUCGAGCAAACGACAUUCAGAAUCGGACGGAUCAUCAAGGUGAAAAGAUCACAGAGGCUGCUUUGGUGUCCGCGGCUGCGAGUUAUGCACGUGGAAUGCUUCCAAUAGUAUCACACGCUCUCUCCGUGGUGGAUCCUUCCGAAUUGGAACUGGAUACAAUACCGUUGCUGCAGAGAUCAUUCGUCCAUCCACUUGCAUCGUUAAAGCGUUUCUAUAGUUGGCUGAUCGAGACUCUGGGUCAUAGAGGAACGUCGAUCAGAAAUAUCUUAUUCACAUCGAACUUACACAUUUUUUUAUUAUUCUUAUUAUACUCUUUAUUCGGUACAGAGAGCCUAAUACUUUUUAUACCGAUGGCUCUCUACUAUCUAUCGUUCAUAGUCAUGGUAGUAGCCACAUUUCAAAUGCUUCAACGGAAACGCGAGUUCAACGACUUCCGUGUGUGGUCCGGCCUUUUUCUGAGUUAUUCGGGCGGAAAUCUGAAUCCUGAGGAAGCAGAGUAUCAAUUUUGCCGCAACAAUCUGAAACCUCACGGACACUUCUUUCUCGCAUUGCUCUUGAACCUGAUACUCUAUCCUUUGAUAGCUCAUCAGUGGACUCCGCAAUCCGAAUUCACCGUAAUAGCGGUCGCGUUGACUCUCAUUACGCUCUCUAAUUUCAUGUGGAAGGACUCUUCGCGGUUUCCCGACUUCCUAGCUCUGUUCAGUUUCGGCGUACACGUUCUUGCGAAGUAUCCUUACGAGACGGAUAUGGUUGUGGCGCAAAGUUGGAGAUUCUUGGACGUCAGAGUGCCGACAUUUGCGUCUUAUGUUGUCGGCAACGGUAUAGAGUUCUGUCUCAACUUCCGCGCUGUGUUUUAUCUUCUGAUACCAGCGGUCUUCGCGAAAAUGGCUGCAAGAGAUGGUUGGCGAGGCACGUAUCGAACUCUGAUACCUCACUGCGUUACUCUGAGCUGGUGGCAAAUAGCAAUCUUCAGUUCUCAAGGCGCGACAUGGUACGGCUUGAUCAGAGGUGCCCUUGCGCUAGUCGGCAUGGUCCUCUUUCUUCCAAUAGCCGGUAUAGCUUCCGUCAUAUUACCAAUCAUAGCCAUUGCAAAGUAUUUAUCGGAAAAUGAUCUGGCAAUGAGAAUAGCGGUGACCACUGUACUCGGAGGAAUGCCAUUUUUGGCUUCAUGGUAUCUGAGAAGAACCAGAGCAUCAAGAUUUAAUUGGAUUAUUACGCUCAUUCAAAUUGUGCUUGGUAUUGGUGCUGCGACAUUUUUAUCAUGGCCAAUGCUAUUGGAAUAUAAGCAGGAUUCAGAAGUAUCGUACGAAAUCGCUUCUAGCUUAACAUGGGAUCAGUAUCGAAACUACUGUCAUCAACCUGCAUGGGAAGAAUUGUCGUCGAAAGCUCAAGUGCAAGCGCAAUGCGCCCAGUUGGAAGGCGUACCUGUUUCGUGGGAAGGUUACGUGACGAAUGUUAGAUUAAAAUCGAUGAAGAACAAUAUCGCAAUCAUAUUAAACAAAUUGCCUGAUAAUAUUAGAUCUAUAAUUAAUUGUAUGUACGGGGAAGCGUACGUGGAAAAUUGUAAUUCGGGCGACGAUACUCGUAAAAAGAAUUGCAAGCAUGUCACGAGCAUUCAGAGACGAAGGAAUAAAUGUCACGUGCCGUCUUGGAAUCGAUACGAAUUCGAGAUCUUCGUGAAGAUGAAAAACGGCGUUUGGGGAAGUACAACGGAGAUACGUCUUAUCGCGGAUCAUUCUUUUACAAAUUUUAGUUUGAACAUAUAUCCGGGCGACAAAAUUUGGUUUUCUGGUGUGCUUUUGAAUAAUGGCUUAGAAAGAGAAUCUCUUCUCGGUGGCGCCGAACCACAUAUCGAUUUAGAAGAGGCAGGAUGUCUCGCGUGCAACUCACUUGAUCUAGAAACAUCUUACAAACGUUAUAGGUAUCGGAUAAGCUUAAGUUCUAUUAUCAGAGAUGUUUUACUCAGUGUAAAGACAGUAUUAAAUUUUCUCUUAAAUCCAAUUGUAAUGUUCAAGUGAUCACAUGAUUACUUUGUUUGAUUACAUGAUUGAAUUCUUUGAAAACUUUCUUAAUUUAUAUUUAGCAUGUCUAUACUAUUCUAAUAUUUCUAAAUAU
Messenger RNA from Nylanderia fulva, 2900 nucleotides. RefSeq names its product wolframin ER transmembrane glycoprotein wfs1 (gene wfs1). Gene Ontology annotation, cellular component: endoplasmic reticulum membrane. Lineage: Eukaryota; Metazoa; Arthropoda; Insecta; Hymenoptera; Formicidae. Gene Ontology annotation, biological process: calcium ion homeostasis; endoplasmic reticulum unfolded protein response. The record is from RefSeq and is a predicted model, not a curated record. Gene Ontology annotation, molecular function: protein binding.